GAAAGGUGUGGAGAAUGUGCACCGUAAAGUGAAACAGAAAUAAGACGACAGUGGUGCAACUUAUCAGUUAAAUGCAUAAUUUAUGGUGCAAAAACGUUCCUACUCGCCAUCGGUCCCAAUAAACCGGCACGGGAAACAGGGGUGAAGCGAACUGUCCGCAAAAGCGUCCAGCGAAGAGCGUCCGGGAAGCGCUGGCACGGUGAAAAUAUAUGCCCACGAGGGCAAAACAGAGGACAGUGAUUUCGUAAUGAAGAACAACAUCAGCAACAACAACAACAACAACAACAGGCAGAGCGCAAGAAGCAAGAACAUAACAACCAAAGCAUAGCGUGGAAAAUACUUGGCGGGGGAGUUCCCAGCAUAGCGAGCCCGAGCCCGCUCUGGUCGGUAACCCGCACAUGUCCCGACCUUUUGCCCAGGAGGAAGAGCAAAGCUAACUCUUUCUCUCCCAGGGUUACGUCCCGGCAGCGUUACACACCGGGUCGAUGAUGUGUUGUAGUAGGUGCGGCGCACUGAUCGGGCACUUUUUUUCCUCUGCUUGUACGGGUGUGUGCGUGUGUGUGCAGAAAACCAUCACGGCAAGUGUUCUAUUGCGUGUGAGAGAGUGAAAUUUUGCACGACUUACGGGCGGUUGGUGUGCAUGCAGUGGCAAAGUAGCGCGUGUGAAGAAGGGCGGUGGACCUGAAACAACGGUUCUUUCGUGUGGGACCAACCGAAGCAAGCGUUGCAUUCGGAGAUCAGCAUCAUCAUCAUCCCCCCUAGGGUCGGUUGUGGGAAAUUUAUAACUGUACCGGAGCGGUGGGCGGUAAGGGCAAGCGAAGCAACGCAUGCUUGUUUGUCGCGCGCUGCUAGAGGUAAACGCGAGUCUGUAAGCAGCAGAAGCAGCAGGCGGAAACCUUUCUGCAAAAACUGUCACCACCCCAAACUGUGAAUUUUAUUCGCAAACUACUCUCGGCAUCGAUUGUGCAAGAUUGCGUUUGUGAUUGGUCGGUGCAGUGUUAGUGUGCGCGAGCGGUAAAGGUUGUGUGUGCAGUAGCGCGGGUGCGUGCGAUUACACAUCGGUGGGGUGGGUUGGGCUGGGUGACGAAAUUAGCCAAACGCGCCCGUCUUCAUUUCCGGUUCAUCGGCGAAUGUUGCCAAAUCGCGGGUCAAUUUGUUGAACUCAUCCUCGCACACACACACACAGAAACAGACACAGUGACAGAACACGAUGGUUGCCUGGUCGGUGUCGCACAAGCGGCACGUACGAAUUCUGCUCGUGGGUGACCAAGGGGUCGGCAAGACGUCCCUGAUCCUGUCGCUCGUCAGCGAAGAGUUCCCGGAAGAUGUACCGCUGAAGGCGGAAGAGAUUACCAUACCGGCGGACGUGACGCCGGAGCAGGUUCCCACAAACAUUGUCGAUUAUUCCGCGGCCGAACAAUCGGACGAAGCGCUUGCAGAAGAAAUUAGAAAGGCACACGUCGUCUGCAUCGUUUACUCGGUCGACUGCGAGGAAACGCUCGACGGUAUCACCGAGCGAUGGCUUCCGAUGGUGCAGAAAUGUUCGGAAAUGGAGCGGAAGCCGGUUGUGCUGGUGGGCAACAAGAUCGACCUCGUUGAUUAUUCUACUAUCGAUCACGUUCUUUCGAUCAUGGAGGACUACCCGGAGGUGGAAAGCUGCGUUGAAUGUUCGGCCAAAACUCUGCACAACAUUUCCGAGAUGUUUUACUACGCUCAGAAGGCAGUGUUGCACCCAACGGCACCGUUGUACAUAAUGGAGGAGCAGGAUCUAACCGAAGCAUGCAAGAAAGCACUUGUCCGCAUAUUCAAAGUGUGCGACAUUGAUGGCGACGGGCUGCUGAAUGACUACGAGCUGAAUCACUUCCAGCGCCGCUGCUUCAACGCACCGCUCCAGCCCCAGGUGCUGGACGAGGUGAAAGCCGUGCUGAUGAAAAACACGCCCGACGGCAUACGCGACGACUCGGUGACGCUGAGCGGCUUCCUCUUCCUGCACUGUCUCUUCAUCCAGCGCGGCCGCAACGAAACGACCUGGGCCGUGCUGCGCCGCUUCGGCUACAACGAGAGUCUCGCGAUGAGUGAUGAAUACUUGCAUCCGCCGGUGAAGAUUCCGCCCGGCAGCAGCACAGAACUGUCGCACCGUGGCCAGCAGUUUCUCGUGUCGCUGUUCGAGCGGAGCGAUCGCGACGGCGACGGGGCCCUUUCGCCGACCGAGUUCCAGAAGCUGUUCAGCGCCUGCCCCAGCCCCCCGUUCUCCACCGAUAUUAAGCGCACGAUACCGACGAACGAGAACGGUUGGCCCACGCUGCACGGCUGGCUGUGCCGCUGGAGCCUCAUGACGCUGGUGGACGUGAACAAAACGCUCGAGUAUCUGGCCUACCUGGGGUUCAACGUGCACGAGAACGAGUCGCAGCUGGCGGCGAUACACGUGACGCGCGAGCGGCGCAUCGAUCUGGCGAAAAAGCAGAACAGCCGCACGGUGUACAUGUGCCACGUGAUCGGUGCGAAGGAGGCCGCCAAAACGACCUUCUGCCGCGCGUUCCUGGCGCAGGACAUGAAGCGGCUGACGGACCGGGACAUACGGCACAGCAACCGGUACGCGAUCAACACGGUGCAGGUGUACGGGCAGGAGAAGUACCUCGUGCUGCGGGACGUGGACGCGCGGCUCGUGCUCGACCCGCUGCAGCCGAGCGAGGUGAACUGCGACGUGGCCUGCCUGGUGUACGACGUCGGCAACCCGAAGUCGUUCGAGUACAUUGCGCGAAUAUACAUCAAGUACUUUGCGGAGAGCAAAAUCCCGGUGCUGAUCGUGGGCACCAAGGCGGACCUGGAGGAGGUGCGCCAGGAGUAUCUGCUGCAGCCGCCCGACUUUUGCCACAAGUACAAACUGCUCCAGCCCCAGUUCUUCAGCGUGAAGCACAAUAAGAAAGACGUCUACACGAAGCUAGCAACGAUGGCGGCCUUUCCUCGAUUUCAAGCAGCGUGGAUUCUGUUUUAUAAGCAUAGAUUGGUACAGCUGUGGGAAACAACCCAUCUUAAGCAGUUCGGGCUUAUGUCGAGCGAUCCGUUGCUCUGGUGGAAGGCAGGAUUGGGCAUUGCGGCGGCCACAAUUGUGGGUUUCUUCGUGGUGAAAGCGUUUCACGGCCCCGGUUCGUCGGUAACGCGAUGAGGAGCGAGAACGAGUAGAGAAAUGGCUGAGUAAAGCUGCUUGUGUACAUAGAAUGCAAUUGUAGUGUAUGUGGCUGUCCCCUCCCCCCCUCCCCCUCGUCACCAUACAAUAUAAGAACAGCGUAAUGUGGAGGGCACUCAUACAAAAGCUACACACGCACGUAGGAAAACCCAGUGUUACCCAAUUAAGAGGAACGCCGCCGAUAUGUUGCUCCGCCAAAAUAGAGCGCCUUGAAACCGUUACUCACUA
Anopheles merus is the source of this 3415-nucleotide messenger RNA. It is a transcript of the gene Miro, whose product is annotated as mitochondrial Rho GTPase. Gene Ontology annotation, biological process: mitochondrion organization; small GTPase-mediated signal transduction. The transcript has 6 exons. The record is from RefSeq and is a predicted model, not a curated record. NCBI's taxonomy places the organism in Eukaryota, Metazoa, Arthropoda, Insecta, Diptera, Culicidae. Gene Ontology annotation, cellular component: mitochondrial outer membrane. Gene Ontology annotation, molecular function: GTPase activity; calcium ion binding; GTP binding. Bases 1211 to 3166 code for a protein of 651 amino acids.